Molecule: messenger RNA, 1742 nt
Organism: Microcebus murinus (gray mouse lemur)
Lineage: Eukaryota; Metazoa; Chordata; Mammalia; Primates; Cheirogaleidae
Source: RefSeq, a predicted model, not a curated record
AAGAUGGUUUCUGAAAAAAGACUUGCAGUGAUAAAAAAAAAAAAUCCUAUUUCCCAGAGGCCGGCUAGGUGGCUUCAGGCUCCACCCCUUUUAUCUUCCGGUUCUCAUCUCCGGCUGUAGUGUUUAAAUUUCGCGCGCUUUACAAGCAUUGGCUGCAUCAGGGAGUGUUCGGCAGUCUGCGCGCUACCUCUCUUGCUCGCCUUUUUCCCCGGGCAAAAGGUUUUCAAAUUCGACCAAUCGGCGAGCGCGUUCCCACAGCCGUAGCGCGACACCGAGGGGUUAACCACAACCAACCACAAGCAGGUAUUAGAGAAAAGAGCCAAUCAGGAGGGCGCGGAGGUGUGCCUGGGGGCUUAUAAGGGAGGCCCUGCGGCGCGCGCGGCGGCAGUUGGGCUGUGGCGUGUCUGUUCCUGCGUGUCUCUGAGGCGUUCGUCUUCACAGGUCUACCUCGCGCAACAUGUCUGGCCGCGGCAAAACCGGCGGCAAGGCCCGCGCUAAGGCCAAGUCGCGCUCGUCGCGCGCGGGUCUGCAGUUUCCCGUGGGACGCGUGCACCGGCUGCUGCGGAAGGGCCACUACGCCGAGCGGGUCGGUGCCGGCGCGCCUGUGUACUUGGCGGCGGUGCUCGAGUACCUCACCGCCGAGAUCCUCGAGCUGGCGGGGAACGCGGCCCGCGACAACAAGAAGACGCGGAUCAUCCCCCGCCACCUCCAGCUGGCCAUCCGCAACGACGAGGAGCUCAACAAGCUGCUGGGCGGCGUGACGAUCGCCCAGGGAGGCGUCCUGCCCAACAUCCAGGCCGUGCUGCUGCCCAAGAAGACCAGCGCCACCGUGGGGCCGAAGGCACCCGCGGGCGGCAAGAAGGCCACCCAGGCCUCUCAGGAGUAUUGAGGGGUGCCUGCGCCGCUGCCGGCUGCUCCCGGCCGCCCAGCCCUCCCCAUGCCAUCACAAAGGCCCUUUUAAGGGCCACCACCGCCCUCACGGAAAGAGCUGGGCCACAUCGGGCUCCGGGGCGGGCGGGCCGCGGCCCCCGACUCCGCUCCCUUCGCGCGCUGCCGCCGCCCGGCCUCCCACCCCCGUGCCUCCCUUCCCCCGCACGGCUUGUCGCGUCGGCCUCCCGCCCGCGCCGCGCCGCUCAGGGGCCGCGGGCCGGCAGCCCUAGGAGGGAGGGCUCGGGGCCUCCGGGGCGCGAGGCGGCUGGGGGCGCAGCGUCUGCCCGCCUUGGCUCUCGUGUCUCCGCCGCCCCAUCCUCAGAAUUGCUGAUGGGCUGCGGAGAGGCAGCUGCACCUUCUGGAAGACACGGCGUUCCGCUCUGAGGUGGCGGGGAGCGGGCGGCCGAGAAGGCCGGCGACCCUGAAGGCCUGUGCAGUGUGGCCAAGACCAGACGCUUGGUAAUAUGAACACCUUUCCUCCAGAGAGGACUGCCUCCUAGGAAGACGUUUAGGGGAGGGCAAAGGCCUGCAGGUCAGCUUCACAGCUGGCUGUGUGGACAGCAGUUGUGUUUUCGCUGAAACCCUGGCACCUAGGCCUAUGGGGCCUCCCUACUCUGCCCCAUUGCCCUUCCAGCAACUCAAUUCAGCAAAUCCAAGCACCUAGAUACCAGCACAAGUCGGUUAAUCCCUGUCUGGACUGAGCCUCUGUUGGCUUCUGAACUGGAAUUUUGCAGCUAACCCAUCCAAGACUAGAACCUUUUAGGUAUUGGGGAGUUUUAGAUGGACUAAUUUUAUUAAAGGAUUGUUUUUUU